AUGGAAACACCCUAUCGCAAAGUGUCGAAGGGCAAAGCAACCAAUCAGAUUGAUUACUUGGCUGCAGAUAAGGAAGAUACGUUCACCAUCGCGCAAGCGCAUGCUGUCCUUGAUGAAGCCGGAACGAUGGAAGACGAUUUGAUGGUGACACGCCAAAGGGACGAUUUUCCGCGGAAGUCAGCACUAGAAAUCGACUAUAUUGAUGUUUCCCCCAAGCAAAUCGUUGGUGUUUCUGCUGCACUCAUCCCUUUCCUUGAGCACAAUGACGCGAACCGUGCGUUGAUGGGGAGUAACAUGCAGCGACAAGCUGUACCGCUUAUCCGCCCGGAGGCUCCGCUGAUUGGAACUGGCAUGGAACAUAAAGCCGCUCGCGAUUCUGGAGCGGUUGUGCUAGCAAAGCGGGAUGGCGUUGUGGAAAGCGUGUCCGCCGCUGAAAUCAUUAUUCGCACCGAUGACGCCUUCCGGAUUGCUGGUGGGGAACAGUCGUUCAGCGAAAUGGGCUACGAUGUAUACCGCUUGACAACCUUCAAGCGAUCGAACAGCGGCACCAGUCUCCACCAACGUCCAUGUGUAAAUGUCGGAGGAGAGAUAAAAGCGGGUCAAGUGAUUGCCGAUGGAACCUCCACCGAAAAUGGAGAACUUGCCCUCGGAAGCAAUAUCCUAAUCGCAUUCAUGUCUUGGGAAGGAUAUAAUUAUGAGGAUGCCAUCCUCCUCAGCGAGUCGCUCAUCACUGACGAUACCUACACCUCCAUCCACAUUGAAGAGUUUGAGGUAGAAGCGCGUGAUACAAAGAUGGGACGUGAGGAAAUUACGCGAGACAUUCCGAAUGUCUCUGAGGAAGCUUUGGCGCAAUUGGAUGAGGAGGGAAUUAUUCGCAUCGGUUCGCUUGUCCGUCCUGGGAGUAUUCUGGUCGGCAAGGUAACACCGAAGGGGGAAAGCGACCUCGGACCCGAAGAAAAACUGCUACGCGCCAUCUUUGGUGAGAAGGUUGGCGAGGUACGAGACGCUUCUAAAUAUGUCAAACCCGGCACAGAAGGCGUUGUUGUUGAUGUUAAGGUUUUCUCUCGGAAAGAGCGAGAACCUGACCGUCAAACGAGACUGCGGGAGCUCGCCAAAGAAAAAGAGGUGGAGAAGGAAUGGGAGGCGAAACGUGGUUUGAUUAACCAACGCAAGAACGCCGAAAUUCGUAACGCGCUGCUCGGUAAAAAACUCGCUAGCAGUGUCUCUGAUGGCACAGACCUCAUUGCUAGGAGAGGAAGGAUUGUCACAGAAGAGUUGCUUGAUGCGGGGGUUCCGUUGGAGCACUUCCAUGUUACGGAUACUGAUGCAAUGGAGCUCAUCCAACGCAUUCAACAGUUGGCGCAAGGACGUCUUAGGGAUCUGGGAGAAGAAAGGGACGCACAGAUUGAGAAAAUUCGCAAGGGAGAUGAGUUGAAACCAGGCGUUCUCAAACUGGUGAAAGUUUAUGUGGCGACCCGCCGAAAGAUCUCUGUCGGCGACAAAAUGUCCGGCAGACACGGCAACAAGGGGGUCGUUUCAAAGAUUCUCCCACAAGAGGAUAUGCCCUAUCUGGAAGACGGUACGCCAAUCCAGAUUAUCAUGAAUCCAUUGGGAGUUCCGGGUCGCAUGAAUGCGGGACAGAUUUUAGAGACACAUUUGGGCAGAGCGGCUAGGGAGCUUGGGUUAUACAUUGCUACGCCGGUCUUCGAUGGUGCAGAGGAGCCGGAGAUUCGUAAACUCUUAAAAGAAGCUGGUUUGCCAGAACACGGGAAAGCCAAGUUGUAUGAUGGCCGCACCGGGGAACCCUUUGCCCAAGAAGUUACUGUCGGACAUACUUACAUUCUCAAGCUCAAUCACUUGGUGGAUGAUAAAAUUCACGCCCGCAGUACGGGACCCUAUUCGUUGGUGACUCAGCAGCCUCUCGGUGGUAAGGCACAGCAAGGUGGUCAACGCCUCGGUGAAAUGGAGGUAUGGGCUCUAGAAGCAUACGGUGCUGCGUACACCCUGCAAGAAUUACUCACAAUUAAGUCCGAUGAUGUCGUUGGAAGGAGCAAGAUCUACGAAGCAAUUGUCAAAGGAGAGAAUGCCCCUGCGCCGGGCACUCCAGAAUCAUUUAACGUCCUUGUGAAGGAAUUACAAAGCCUCUGUUUGGAUGUGGACUUAGAGCAGACAUCUGACGACAUAGAUACUUUUGACCCAGCCCCUGAGGAUUGGGAGUCGGAACAUGAAAUAUGA
Messenger RNA from Geodia barretti, 2235 nucleotides. Lineage: Eukaryota; Metazoa; Porifera; Demospongiae; Tetractinellida; Geodiidae. The record is from the annotation of a GenBank genome assembly.